UCCUUAUCACUGAGGGAGAUCUGUGUGUCGUAAUAUUGUUGGUUAACAACGAUUCGAUGACUCGGAGGCAAUCCGACUCGGACAACGUGUGCAGUCCCCCGCCUUACCAUCCUAUCUUCUCAGAGACAGAUCCUCUGAUAGGGCCUCGCAAGUCUUCUCGUCGCCAUCAAUAUGUCAUCGCUCUCUUGACUGCUGCACUUGUCAUUUUUGGAUUAGUGGCCCUCCUCAUCCCUUCCAACAACCCCUCAGAUCCUAAUGUUCGAGAUCGCAUUCGCAAGGAAUGGGACAUUGAGCUUCGCCAGCACGAGGAAGAAGUUCUCAAGCGCAUUAACACCCAAAAACGCUGGCGUCUUGAAGACAGUGACAGAAUUAACCUACGCGAACAAUGGGGAACGGAAGUGGAAGAGCACAAUCGUGAAGUGGAGGCGAGGCAGAAGCGCGACGAAGAAGCAAAGAAUCAUAUUCGUGAACAAUGGGAAAGAGAAGUGGAAGAGCACGAUAAUGAAGUGGAGGAGGGACGUAGGCAUGAAGAGCAAGAAAAAAUACGUAUCCACGAACGAUGGAGGAGAGAAGCGGAAGAGCAUGGUAAGGAAGUGGACGAGGCACGAAGGCGCGAAGAGCAAGAAAGUGUUCGUCUCCGCGAACAAUGGAGAAGAGAAGAGGAGGAGGCACGGAGGCACGAAGAGCAAGAAAAUAGUCGUCUCCGCGAACAAUGGGAAAGGGAAGUGGACGAACACAAGCGUGAAGUGGAGGAGAGACGGAGGCGCGAAGAGCAAGAAAGAAUUCAAGAAGAACGCUUGAGAUUGAAUAUGUUUUGGACCGACCCGGAGUCCCACACGUGCACAUCCUACGCCACUCGAGAGUACACUGCUCGACUGGUGAAUGUUCCAUCAAAUUACAACCGUCGCGUGGAGGCUUGCAUGGCCACACCGGUACAGAUCCACGGAAAUGAAUACACACCCAAGUGGUGCGAGGAUCAUGGUCCAAACAAUGUAAUAGGUCAUUGGGAAGUCGACCAGCAUGAGCCGGAUUGUGCAUCGUACUGGAAUUGGUACAAAGAUUUUGUUUUGAGCGAAGUUGACGGUAUGCAGCGUAUUGAACACUACCUCGAGAACAUCCCGUCGGGAGGUGAUUGGAAGGAGUUCUGUGCUACCACUCCUGCAAGCUUCCGCGGGAUGCAUUUCACGGGGGCGGAAUUCUGCUUCCAAAAGAACUACGGCACAUAUGGUCACUGGGUCUUUGCUGAUGACAGCUGCAACUAG
This is a messenger RNA of Suillus clintonianus, 1262 nucleotides long. RefSeq lists its product as uncharacterized. The transcript is spliced from 9 exons. Bases 57 to 1262 code for a protein of 401 amino acids. The record is from RefSeq and is a predicted model, not a curated record. Lineage: Eukaryota; Fungi; Basidiomycota; Agaricomycetes; Boletales; Suillaceae.